Cylas formicarius (sweet potato weevil) is the source of this 1611-nucleotide messenger RNA. Its product is annotated as serine/threonine-protein phosphatase PP1-beta catalytic subunit. Gene Ontology annotation, cellular component: cytoplasm; nucleus. The transcript has 4 exons. Bases 340 to 1344 code for a protein of 334 amino acids. Gene Ontology annotation, molecular function: protein serine/threonine phosphatase activity. The record is from RefSeq and is a predicted model, not a curated record. NCBI's taxonomy places the organism in Eukaryota, Metazoa, Arthropoda, Insecta, Coleoptera, Brentidae.
AUCUUACGCGAAUAAUGCACCGUUUAUUUUCGAUUACGUUUGGCAAUACAUUUUGUCGGAUUCUCACGAAUGUAUUUGAAAAUAUCGACUAUAUAUUUUUUGCAUCUGUCAUGUCAAUAGGGCUCGAUUUAUUUUUGAAUUUGGGCAUUCGGACUUCCGUGUUAGCGUUAAAGUUGCCGUGUUUUCAGUUAAGUUUCUUAAAAAGUGUUAUUUUACGAACUGGGAAUAACUCGAUUUUACGUACGAAUUAUGAACGUUUAGGCACUCCGACUGCGUAAAAUUAAUUAGUAUAGUUGGUUUUUCUUGCUGCUUUGCUGGUUAUGGCUCGCAGUGUAUUCAAUGCUGCGCGAUUUACAAGAAAAUCCAGAAGCAAAGAAGAAGUCUAAGUUCAAAGAUAUUUUCACUCCCUCGGAACUGAGGGGAUGCCGGCCAGGAAAAUCUGUCCACAUGACGGAAGCCGAGGUGCGCGGCCUUUGCCUAAAGUCACGGGAGAUAUUCCUGCAGCAGCCGAUUCUGUUGGAACUGGAGGCGCCGCUAAAAAUUUGCGGCGACAUCCACGGGCAGUAUACGGACCUGUUGCGAUUGUUUGAAUACGGCGGUUUCCCCCCUGAGGCGAACUACUUGUUCCUCGGUGAUUACGUGGAUAGGGGCAAACAGUCGCUCGAAACUAUCUGCCUCCUGCUCGCCUACAAGAUAAAAUACCCGGAGAAUUUUUUCCUGCUGCGUGGUAACCACGAGUGCGCGUCCAUCAACAGGAUAUACGGAUUCUACGAUGAGUGCAAGAGACGGUACAACAUUAAGCUGUGGAAAACGUUCACCGACUGCUUCAAUUGCUUGCCAAUCGCCGCCAUUAUCGACGAGAAGAUAUUCUGUUGUCACGGUGGUCUCAGUCCCGAUCUGCAGGGCAUGGAGCAAAUUAGGAGGAUAAUGAGACCGACCGAUGUCCCGGACACCGGGCUACUCUGCGACCUGCUAUGGUCCGACCCUGACAAAGACGUCCAGGGUUGGGGCGAAAACGAUCGCGGCGUAUCCUUUACGUUCGGCGCCGACGUCGUCAGCAAAUUUCUGAACCGUCACGACCUCGACCUGAUAUGUAGGGCCCACCAGGUCGUCGAGGACGGUUACGAGUUCUUUGCCAAACGGCAACUAGUCACGCUAUUUUCCGCGCCGAAUUAUUGCGGCGAGUUUGAUAACGCCGGCGGCAUGAUGAGUGUUGACGAAACCCUGAUGUGCUCUUUUCAGAUUUUGAAACCGUCCGAGAAGAAGGCCAAGUACCAGUACCAGGGGGUGAACUCGGGACGUCCGUCGACGCCGCAGAGAAACCCGACGCCCAAGAAAAAGUAGAGGGCGGCAGCGACGAGAACGAAUUUAGAGUCUUUUUACGUGUGCGUGAUGUUAUUAUUGUUUCAUUUUAUAUUGUCAAGCAUUUUUUUUUAACAAAGCGUCUUAUGCCCCCCCGCUCGUCCCGCCUUUGAAAGUAUUAUUAAUUUAUUAACGACGGUUAGGGUGGCGCCGAGGAGGAAAAUUGUCCAGACAACGUCCGUCCGUGCAAUAUUUGAAAGGUGGCGCAGUCGCAAGGCUACAUUCCAUUCAGGAGGGGAGGGACAAGAU